AUGGCUAAUCGUACCACUUGUCCGUUGGGCAGUGACAACCAAUUCGGUCCACGCAUUGACUUUGAAUGUCGCCCUUUCGAUUUCACACUCCUUUUUGAAGAUGAAAUCUUCCACGUUCUUCCUGCAGCGAUAUUCCUGCUACUGAUACCUAUUCGACUUUUCUCGAUCGUGCGAACUCCAGUAAAAUUGACAACUUACAAAAUCGCCUUGUUGAAAUUGGGGCUCUUGGCUGCGCUCGGUGCAUUUCACCUAGCCUUCCUCAUCGUCCAGACCAAGACACCAUCGAUCAACACAACGCUCUCCCUCGCCUCGGGCAUCUUGACCUUCGUUGCCGUCCUCGCGGCAUCACUGCACUCGAUCCUCGAAGACCAGCGCUCAACACGCCCAUCCGAUCUCUUGAUUCUCUACUUCUCGGCCUCAACGAUUCUCGCUCUCCCUCGCCUUCGGACGCUCUGGCUCAUACCUUCGGCCAGCACGGCGAAGGCACUAUGGACGGCCAUCUUCGUUCUCACGGCGCUCGUGGUACCUCUGGAAUCAAUUGGCAAGAAGAAGUUCCUACAGACAACGUACCAAUCGCUCACUAAAGAGGAAGAGACCGGCUUCUGGGGUCGCAGCUUCUUCACCUGGCUCCUGCCGUUUUUCCGUCUAGGUUACUCUCGAGUGAUCCACAUCCAUGACAUGCCCGAAGUCGACGCAGAUCUCACCGGUGAGACGGCAGGUCGGGCAUUGGAGCUGUCUUGGGCAGCUCGCAAAGGCCAGAAACAUCACGCCUUGCUACGCGCGAGCUGCCGUGCUUACCGCGGGACCAUCUUCCUCGGGGUCGUCACCCGACUAUUCCUCACGGCGUUCACCUUCUGUCAGCCCUUCCUAAUCACAGCUACAGUGACUUUCAUGCAAACCCCCAAAACCCCACAGUCCGAAAAGUACGGCCGAGCGCUCGUCGGCGCGUAUGUACUCACCUACAUCGGGCUUGCCGUAUCGCGCGCAGCUUAUUCUCGGCAGCAGUACCGCUUCACCACGAUGAUCCGCGCAGGCUUGAUCGACAUCGUCUUCCGCAAGACUGUGUCGCUUAAAGCAGACGAGUUGAAGGAUAGCGCCGCGGUCACACUGAUGGGCACCGACGUUGAGAGGGUUGUGACUACUUUUGCCAUGUUUCACGAAAUCUGGGCCUCGGUUGUUGAGGUCGGGAUAGCGGUGUUCUUGCUGCAACAACAGAUCCAGAUUGCUUCCAUCGUACCGGUCGUGAUCUCAAUAUUUUGCGUUGUGGGAGUGGUCCCUAUUUCGAAGACUAUCGGGAGGGCCCAGACCGUCUGGAUUGAGCGGCUGCAGAAGAGAGUUGCGGUCACGGCCACGGUGCUUGGCGACAUGAAGGCCAUCAAGAUGCUUGGUUUACCCGAAGUCUUGUCUAGCGUCAUUCUCCAAUUACGACGCAUCGAGCUCAGCGGUUCCGAGAAGUUUCGAAAACUUUUGCUAUGGCAAGUCCUCGUUUCGAACCUGCCCAACGAAUUCGCACCAUUCGCUACGUUCGUCAUAUACAGCAUCAUCGCCUUGAUCACCAAAGACCAGACUCUGACUUCCACCAAUGCUUUUACCGCACUGUCUCUCAUCAACCUCCUGACUGACCCAUUGCUGAGAUUUUGUCAGUAUGUUCCCAACAUCGUGCAGGGGAUCGCUUGCUUCACGAGAAUCGAGGUCUUCUGUCUCAAAACCUCCUGGGCGCCGGAAAAGGGGCCAUCCUACUCUGAAGCUGGCGCGCCUGGUAACAGCGACGUUGAACUUACCACGCAGACUACUGUCCAAGGCCCAGAGGAUAUCAUCACCUCUUUCCAGGAUGCAACUAUUUCAUGGUCCUCUGAGACCGACGUUGUUUUGAGUCAUCUAAGCUUGCGUAUCAAAAGAGGCAUCACCAUGGUUGUUGGGCCGGUAGGCUGCGGAAAAUCUUGCCUACUUGAAAGUAUCUUGAGCGAGACGACUCUUCGUAGCGGCUCCCGUACAGCUCCUGUACUGAGCAUUGCGUACUGCUCGCAGAACCCGUGGAUAUUGAAUAACACAAUCAGGCACAACAUCACUGGCGGGUUGGAAUUUGACGCUAAAUGGUUUGAGCGUGUGCUGUGGCUGUGUUCUCUCGCGGACGAUGUUAGGAACAUGCCGGAGGAAGACGCAUACAAUAUUGGAAGUAAUGGCGUUGGGUUGAGCGGAGGGCAAAAGCAGCGAGUGACCUUAGCUCGGGCUAUCUACUCUAGACAUCUAGUGGUGAUUCUAGACGACACGUUCAGCGGCCUUGACUCUAGGACCGUUGGUCGGAUAUCGACUCGUCUAUUUGGUCAAGAUGGACACUUCCGGCAGAACGGUAUCUCUGUCAUUCUCGCAACUCACACACGCCACCUUCUACGAUUUGCUGAUGAAGUCAUUGUCCUUGAGAAUGGCGGAAUCCUCAGCCAAGGCCCAUACGAAAAGGUUCUCGCCACAUCAGCAGACGUAGUCGCGACCUCAGUGCCAGCAGAUGACUCGGCAGACUCCAUUUCCGAACAAGACACCGUGCCAUCUCCAAACGUGGAAAAAGAAGGCAACGUCGUUGUCUCUGACAACAAUGAAGCCGAUCGGCUGCGGCAAAAUGGGUCGUGGCUAGUCUACAAGUACUACUUUGAGCAAGGAGGAUGGGUCGCUUUUGGCCUUUUUCUGGCUUCUACAAUCACCGAGUCUUUUUGCGCCGGAUUUACAACAAUCUGGUUCCAAUGGUGGGUUGAAGCCAACGGAGAGGAGCCGAACCAAGACCUUGGCAUGUACCUAGGGGUCUAUGCUUUGUUGUUUCUGACCAACAUGUUCGCGCUUAUUUUGGAAUGCUGGGUGAUGUUUAUCCGCAUCAUCAACAACACCGCGACAGGUCUACAUGCAGAUCUCCUUCAGACAAGUCUAAAGGCACCACUUAGCUUUUUCCAGUCAACAGAUACUGGUUCCAUCACCAACAGAUUCAGCCAGGACCUUAACUUAGUGGACAUGACUUUGCCAUCAAAUGCUAUCAAUUUCUUCACCAACUCAUGCGCAUGCGUCAUAAAACUCAUAAUUCUCUGCGUCCUCGGAAAAUACCUCGCAUCUUCCAUCCCCCUUCUCGUGGCAGUCCUCUUUUUCGUCCAGCGCUAUUAUCUCCGCACCUCGCGCCAAGUUCGACUUCUCGACAUUGAAGCCAAGGCACCCAUGUACACACACUUCCUCGAGACUCUUAAAGGUGUAGCGACCAUACGCGCAUAUGGAUGGGAGAGCAACUUCGAGGCUCAGGCCUCGUCUCUUUUGAACCGCUCACAGAAGCCGCACUACAUGCUUGCUUGCAUCCAACAGUGGCUGGCGCUGGUUCUGGACUUGGUUGUCGGCGCCCUCGCCCUCAUCGUUGUUGCGAUGGCCACUUCACUAACGGACAAGUUUACCCCUGGAGCUGUCGGUGUGGCAAUGGUUUUAGUGCUGGGUUUUAACUCCGAUCUUGCAGUGACUAUCAAGAACUGGACAGCAUUGGAAACUUCUAUCGGGGCGGUGUCGAGAAUCAGAGAAUUCGCAAACGAGACACCAUCUGAAGAACGAGAGCUUGGCAGCAAUGGUGCACCUCCAGCAGGAUGGCCACUGAAGGGUGCUAUUAAGUUCGAGAACGUCACUGCUGGAUAUACUGCAAAUGCCGCGGCGACAUUGAAGAGCCUCUCCCUUGACAUUUCCCCUGGUCAGCGGAUUGCCGUAUGUGGGUCAUCAGGCAGCGGGAAAACGUCACUUGUUCUCUCGUUGCUGCAAAUGAUCGAGGUAACGGAUGGUAGGAUCUUCAUAGACGGCAUUGAUCUCUCCACUCUGGAGAGGUCUGCAGUCCGUUCGCACGUCAAUGUCAUCCCACAAGAGCCAUUCUUCAUGCCUGGAACUGUGCGUUUCAAUCUCGAUCCUCACUCACGAGCAAGCAGCGAGGGAAUCAAGACUGCUCUCGAUAAGGUUGGGCUUCUAAGUAGAAUCGGCAUGGCAGGCGGUCUUGACGCUGAAUUGGAGGCGGAUGGCUUCUCGGUGGGCGAGAGACAGCUUCUUGCGCUUGCUAGGGCUAUCAUUUCCAACAGCCAGAUACUGGUUCUUGACGAAGCUACAAGCAGGUAG
Messenger RNA from Colletotrichum aenigma, 4119 nucleotides. It is a transcript of the gene atnG-1, whose product is annotated as ABC transporter atnG. Lineage: Eukaryota; Fungi; Ascomycota; Sordariomycetes; Glomerellales; Glomerellaceae. Gene Ontology annotation, cellular component: membrane. The record is from RefSeq and is a predicted model, not a curated record. The transcript is spliced from 12 exons. The coding region runs from base 1 to 4119 and encodes 1372 amino acids. Gene Ontology annotation, biological process: transmembrane transport. Gene Ontology annotation, molecular function: ABC-type transporter activity; ATP hydrolysis activity; ATP binding.